UGGGAUAUCUGCUGGAAAAACUGAUUGCAUUGCAGUGUGACUGCACAAAAAUAAGACUGGACAGUUGAUCCUGUGAGCGAUGGAUGAAGAUCUGAAAAAGCCGAACACUCACAAUGGGAGCGUCUCGGGUGCAUUGGAAGCCAAAACGCAUGAUCAGCCAAAAGCAGCAGUUCUGCAGAAGAAUGUGGGUCUCGUAAGUGGCAUCUGUCUGAUAGUGGGAACAAUGAUCGGCUCAGGGAUCUUCAUUUCUCCCAAAGCGGUUCUGGAGGGGACUGGAGCAGUGGGUCCAUGUCUGUGUGUGUGGGCGGUGUGUGGUGUGCUGGCUACGCUUGGGGCCCUCUGCUAUGCUGAACUAGGCACAAUGAUCAUGAAGUCUGGUGGAGAGUAUCCGUACCUGAUGGAGGGUUUUGGGCCAGUGCUGGCAUACCUAUAUUCCUGGAGCACGAUCAUCGUGUUAAAGCCUUCGUCAUUUGCCAUCAUCGCCCUGAGUUGUGCCGAAUAUGCCUCCACACCGUUUUACCCAGGAUGCACUCCUCCUCAAGUGGUCACCAAGUGCCUGGCUGCAGCUUGUAUCUUAAUAAUUACAGUCGUCAACUGUCUGAGUGUGAAGCUGGCGUACAGAGUGCAGAACUUUUUCACAGCAGCCAAACUCUUGAUUAUUGUCAUCAUCGUGGUUUCAGGCAUCGUUCUGCUGGCUCAAGGCAAUACACAGAAUCUUAGAGACCCAUUUGCAGGGGCAACAACAUCAUUUGGAGCAAUUGGCCUUGCGUUUUACAAUGGACUAUGGGCUUAUGAUGGAUGGAAUCAGCUUAACUUCAUAACAGAAGAGCUGAAAAAUCCAUACAGAGACCUUCCCCUGGCAAUAAUGAUUGGGAUUCCCCUGGUAACUGUGUGCUAUAUAUUUGUGAACAUUGCAUAUCUCAGUGUCUUGACCCCUAUUGAACUUCUACAGUCUCCUGCCGUUGCUGUGACCUUUGGUGACAGAGUGCUGUACCCAUUAUCAUGGAUUGUGCCUUUAUUUGUGGUCUUUUCUACUUUUGGUGCAGCCAAUGGGAGCUGUUUCACCGCAGGCAGGCUGACAUAUGUGGCAGGACGGGAGGGACACAUGGUUAGGAUCAUGUCGUACAUCAGUGUGAAACGUUACACACCUUCUCCAGCUCUAAUAUUUAAUGGCUUGCUGUCAAUCAUCUACGUCAUGCCAGCAGACAUAAACACUCUCAUUAAUUACUUCAGUUUUGCUCAGUGGGUUUUCUAUGGGCUCACAUGUCUUGCGCUCAUUGUUAUGCGAUUCACUAGGAAGGAGCUUCAGAGACCUGUCAAGGUGCCGAUAGUCAUCCCUGUUUUGGUGGUGAUUGUGUCCUGUUAUCUGGUUCUUGCUCCCAUCAUAGACAAGCCUGAGUGGGAGUACCUGUACUGCACAGUGUUCAUAAUCGGUGGUCUUCUCUUAUAUGUACCCUUCAUUUACUACAAAUUCAACUGGACUCGCUGCAUCAUGAGGCCACUCACCAUGCACCUUCAGCUGCUACUGGAAGUUGUUCCACCUGAAAAGACUGAGUGACAGAUAUCACACUGGAGGAGGACAGACACAGAUGUAAUAAUAACCAGCAACGGACAACAGACUGAUUCAUGGAAAUGUGGAUAAAGGAUUC
This is a messenger RNA of Sinocyclocheilus grahami, 1649 nucleotides long. It is a transcript of the gene slc7a9, whose product is annotated as solute carrier family 7 member 9. The record is from RefSeq and is a predicted model, not a curated record. Gene Ontology annotation, molecular function: L-amino acid transmembrane transporter activity. NCBI's taxonomy places the organism in Eukaryota, Metazoa, Chordata, Actinopteri, Cypriniformes, Cyprinidae. Gene Ontology annotation, biological process: amino acid transmembrane transport. Gene Ontology annotation, cellular component: membrane. The transcript is spliced from 13 exons. Bases 80 to 1558 code for a protein of 492 amino acids.